This is a messenger RNA of Ruditapes philippinarum (Manila clam), 3213 nucleotides long. Its product is annotated as ficolin-1-like. The transcript has a single exon. Lineage: Eukaryota; Metazoa; Mollusca; Bivalvia; Venerida; Veneridae. The record is from RefSeq and is a predicted model, not a curated record. Bases 155 to 1405 code for a protein of 416 amino acids.
AAUGUUUGAGACAAGCACUAGGAGAAAAGACAGCUGUAAAACAUUUAUUUCAUCUAGAUUUAUUUUCAUAAAAAAAGCGCAAAACAUAUUCUAAGGAAUCAGAUAAAUCAUUCGGACUUUUUGACGGUAUUUCGUUUAUCCAGUAAGAAAAACUAUGUCACUUACGUUUGUGAAAGUUUUUUUGUUUUUACUUUUAAUUAGAAAGUGUUCAUUGUUUAGUUUUGAGUAUGUCUUAAAAAAAGUUGAUAGUCUUGAAGCUAGAGUGGUUGCUCUGGAGACGGUGGAUGGUUUAAGGCGUCUUGAAAUCAAUGAGAUUUUUGUUCAAUUUUCUGAGUUCACCAAAAAAUUGAGAGCAAUGAACAUGUCAUUAAUUUCGACAAGUACAAACGUGGAUGUUAACAAUUGUAAUACUUCAGUUGUGAGUACAGAUGGACACUCACUUAGUUACCUGGUCAAAGGAAUGGCUGCGGAGAAACUUUUGAGCUACAAGAACAGAAAGAACUUUGAGAGAAUGAUAAAUUCCUUACGAAAUAUAUUUAGCGACCACGAGAAUAACUUUGAAGAGAUGACGAAAAUGUUAAAAAGUGAAAUAAAUCAAAAUAGAGAAAAUAUAAAAAUCGUACAAACUUUAGUGGCAGAUACAUAUGAUACGAUAAAAGAAGGGUAUAGAAAUGAAAUGGCCUCUUUAAAGACUGAAUUUGAGCAUGCACGGAACAAAAUGGAGAAAGAAAUAGAAUUGUUGAAAGACGUAACCAUGAUUCAUCGGCCGAUCGGGAUAAAAUCAUGCAAAGAUUUAUUAGGCCAGGAACAGUUUGUAAAUGGUAUUUAUGAGCUCCAUAAUGAUCUGAAAGUUUACUGUGAUCAAAAAACAGAUGGGGGAGGUUGGAUAGUUUUUCAGCGUCGUGAAGAUGGAAGUGUCAAUUUUGAACGCACAUGGGAUAACUACAAAGCUGGAUUUGGAGAUUUAUUGCACGAGUUUUGGCUAGGAAACGAUAAUUUACAUGUCCUUACAGAACAUGGUAACCACGAGAUACGUAUAGAUAUGGAGGACUUUGAAGGUAAUAAGGCUUAUGCUAAGUACAGUCAUUUCAAAGUUCAUGGAGAAGUUGAUAAGUACAGGCUUGAAGUGAGUGGGUACAGUGGAAAUGCUGGCGAUUCUCUCUCCAGUCAUAACAAAAUGGCAUUUUCUACAGUAGACAGGGAUAAUGAUCCGUACACUGGCAAUUGCGCUAAGGAUUACAGAGGUGCAUGGUGGUAUUUUUCAGGCUGUCACAAUUCAAAUCUCAACGGAUUUUACUACCAGGGGUCGGGUUCACCACAUGGGAAAGGUGCGAUAUGGUAUUAUUGGAAACAAUCUUAUUCGUAUUCCCUUAAAUUUGUCGAGAUGAAGCUACGACCAACUUAAUCUCAUUGAAUGUUUUGUAAAAGAAUCGAGAUUCAUAAAAUUUGGAAUAAUACAUCUUCGUCUGAACACGUGUCUAAUGAACAGUUUUUGGAAAUACAUUUUGGAAUGUGUUGAUGCAAACAGUCACGCAGUGUUAAUGCUACAUAAGGAAACUUGUUGUGAAAAAGUGUACCCUUACACGAUGAAAUAAAUGCAUGAGUUCAUUCAUUUGUACAUUUUAUAUCAUAGAGCGCAUGGUUGGAACAAAUCAUUGGAAUACUCUAUAAUGCCUUACAUUUAGAUGAAUGUGUGGUAAGAUAAAACAUAGGCUAUACAAAUGUUAUGUGUAAUAUAACAUAAUGCACUGUAUAAAAAAAAACGAUUAAAUUCCAAAUUGACGAAAUCAGCUGAAGUAUCGUGAAAUACUUUAAAUGAUGCAUUUGAUAACAAUAAGGUGUUAAUUUGACAAUUUGUUUUGAUGAAUUUGACCAGGAAUAUAACUUUAACAUUUUUUUUUCAAAGUUUGUUUAAUGUCAGCACAUUGCAAUAAUUUGAAUGUACUAAAUAGAACUCGUUGCAUAUUUAUCAUUCUAAAUCGCUUUACUUUAUUCCCUUAUUAAACAGUCCUGUCACUCGAGUGCAUAUUUCUUGGAAAACAUGCACAGAAUAAACUAAAGAAUGCCUACAUUUCAUACGAAAUAAUAAAUUCUUACAAUAUUCAUGUUUAAGAUGAAAUCGUGAAGAAUAGAUUCUUGUGUCCAAAAAUAAUCGUCACAUUAAAUCAGUAUAUUCGUUUCUGCUCUGAAAAGUUAUUUAGUCAUACAAUGUGGUGUAUUAAGCAGCUGAUGCUACAAGGUGUAAAUAAAGUAACAAUUCGUUAUAUAGUACAAUUUGACAUGUUAUAUGACCCACUAUAACGGUUGUCAGCAUAAAUUUGUCGAUGGCUACAACAUGAGCGAUUUGAGUGAUUUGACUUCAUGCUACUAGGCUUCCUAACCUAUAAAUGAUUGAUAAUUGAACCACAAUGUUGUUUCAUAUUUUGUUAUUUGCUCAUACGAAAAUUAAUCAUUAAGUUCCUGACAAAUGUUAUGAGACCUUGUGUCUAGGACAGAACACCUUAAAAUAAAAUAAUGAGAUUUGCAUUGUUCCAAUGUUUCUAUAUAAACUUCAGUAGAAGAAAUAACAGAUCAUUGUCUAUGGUUGUUGAAUUCAUAGAACUACUUCAUAUCGACGGAUGGUUAUUUUUGCCCCAUUGUAGCAUGUGCGGUGGCAAAGAGAGGACAUAUGAAAAUUUUAUCUAUAACGUGGCUAGUGAUAGCUACUAUGUGCGCACGUGAAAGCUACUACGUGCGUACUAGAUAGUUACUAUGUGUGCAUGAAAUAGCUACUACGUGCGCACUCGAUCGCUACUAUACGUGCGCACGCGAUAGCUACAGUACUAUACAUUCGCACGAGAUAGCCCCUACGUUGGUCAAUCAUUACGUGCACAUGUAAUAGCUAUCGCGUGCGCACGUAGUAGCUAUCGCGUGCGCACAUGGUUGAUAAAAUAUUUUCGUGCCACCGUAUGCAUGUCCUCAUCUAACAAAACUGUUUAACAAUUUGCUUAUAUCUCCUUACAGUAAAUGAGGGUUUUGUGAGGGCAUUGCGGUCUGUACAGUUGGGCAAAGCGGUCUGAACUUUAAAAUGCAAAGUCUUCUAGUGUAAAUAGUAUAAGUGCUUUGUAAUAGCAGGAAUGUUAGAAAUAAUAUAUAUUCUAUGUAUAUUAUAUGUAUAAUAGGUUAAGUAACACGAUGAUUAUAAAGGCUAUUUUGUAGGUUUCAAAUCAUACA